CUACACACUCUGAAUGUGUAUACCAACUUGUCCGACAGGGUGAUAGGGUGUGUGUAUGAGCGUGAAUCGCCAGGGGGGUGUUUGACAGCUGAUCAUCGACAUUAAUCACCGAGGGCGGAAGAUGAGAUCAUGCAUGUUUUCAGUUGAAGCUGUAGCAGAGAUGUGAUGACCUAAUUUUAGGAUUUUUACUCGUGAGAACCCUAACCACAGUGAGUUUUACACCAUUUAUAAAGACUAUGACUGCCAGCAUGCGAGGCUCACGGGUGGUUAAGCUCGCCUUGUUAGUACUGGGCGUAGGAGCCGUGAUGUACUUCUCGACUUCCUGGAUCACAAGUUAUAACGAAGCGAGAACAGUCCAAGUCAGUGAUCCGUGCCAGAGGAACUUCACCGAGCUGUCCAAAAUAGAAUCUGUAAAGUCUUUGCUUCCAAAGCUUUCACCAAAAUUUACAAAAGAGGGAUACUGUGAGGGAUUCCCCAAGCGCGAUAAGAAGUUGACUGCAAGAGAGAUGCAUCGUAAAAAUAGGUGUGUAGGAAACUUCAAACUUGACCAUGCGCGUGGAAAUGGAAAAUUCUGGGAAGGAGAAACUCAGUACAUCCGCCAUACACACCAUAAAUAUCUAAACUCGGACAGUAUAGUUCUUGAUAUUGGCGGAAACAAGGGCGAGGAUGCUGAUGCAAUGAUACAAGCUUACCAUCCGGGCACUUAUGUAAUUCUGGAGCCAAUCAACUCUCUCUUUACAUCGCUAGUGGAGAAGUUUCGAGAAUAUAAAAAUGUUAUAUUGUAUAACUUUGGAAUAGCUUCCAAAAACGACAUAUUUUACGUGAAUGUUGUCGGGCACGGUGGUGAUGCCACGUCUGUUUUUACAGAGAACAAGGGCGGGCAAUGUGAGCUCAGGGUUUUUAAUACCACUGACGUCAUUUAUCGACUCGGUGUUCAAUGUCUGGAUGUAGAUCUGAUCACCAUUAACUGUGAAGGUUGUGAAUUCGACAUUCUAGAGACCCUAAUUUCCAGUGGUUUAAUUUCCCGCAUCAAACACGUGCAGUUUGCGACCCACCCGUCUCUGCCACACCUUAAGCGACCCGUAGAACGCUACUGUGAAAUCCAGCAGAAAUUAGCCCGGACCCAUACAAUUGACUAUCAAUACAAAUUUUGCUGGGAGACGUGGAAGAGAAAAGAUAUUAAGUAAUGUAUGCGUUGCAGGGACGCUAUAAUACAGGCCAAGUGACGAAAGGAUAUACUAAACAAUGAGAAGACAUAAGGUUAUACAGUAAAGGAAGGGUGUCGGAUGAUGAAUGUUGGAGUGUUAGGAUAUGAACUGGAUUCAAUCUGACGGUUAAGCGGUGUAUGUGACGUUAUGUUACUAAUUGCAUUACAGAGUCACAGUGUCUCAAUUCUCCGGGUCCUAAAAUCUCAAACCAAAACUAUCAAAAUUACGUGCAAUUUUUAACUGUUUUCCAUGGUGUUUAUGAAGCAGACAAGAUGUUCUGCAUGAUUUUUAUAAACAUUUAAUCUUCAACUAUUUUUAGUGAAAUAAGGACCCAUACGUCCAGCAAAUCCUGAAGGGAUGGGCUUAAACAAUGUUAAAGGCCAGUAUAUGUACAUGUAUAUUGAAAAAGUUCAAAAAUCCUGGUGUAUAUUGUAAAGGAAGGUCGAAAACUCUUGUCAUCUAGUAGACCUUGCAUUUAAAGUACUUGAUGAAGCCCCAUGCAAGUGCUGGAAAUAAAAUGGUUGAAAUGUCGACAAAGACAUAUUUUUCAGUUGUUAGAAAGUGCAUCACCCAUCCUAAAUUUGGAGGUAAAGAUUCGAACAAAUUUUCUACAUUAUCUGAGGAUACUUUUGUAUCAAUAUCACUUAUCAUGACUGCUUUUAAUGACAAGAUGAUUUUAUGAGAUUUUUACUGUAUAUUUUAUGUUAUACUUUGACGAUCAAUUAUGGCACACCCUACCCCCGGAAGUCAGGAUUUGAAUUAACUCGAAUCUACACUACCUGAGGAUGUUUCAAAAUCAAUAUGAAAUUUCAUGGUUUUGCGUCUCUUGAGAUAUAUUUUUAAAGAUGUCGAUCUGCUCUACCCUUGGGGUUGAUCAUUUGAACAAUCUUGAAUCUACACUAUAUGAAGAUGCUUCUAUAUCACCAGUCAUUACUUUUGUAGAAUGUUUGGAGAAAACAGCCACGUAGUUCUUGAGAACAAAUCGAAAAUGUCAACACAGUCGGGCGGAGUGACAGGUAGAAAGACUGAAACAAUACGGCUGUUAUUAUUCUAUUAUAGUACAUGUGAUGUGCAUACGUGAAAACUUUUUGAAAAUUUGAAUAAAAUAAAUAACAUCAACAUGUUCAACUUUACAACAUUUUAUGCAACCAUUUCUCUUGAUAAAUCAAAGUCCAGGCUUGACAUUGUAGACGGCGGGCUGCUUUUUCAAUAAAAAUUGAACACGCA
Saccostrea cuccullata (small rock oyster) is the source of this 2435-nucleotide messenger RNA. RefSeq lists its product as uncharacterized. The transcript has 2 exons. The coding region runs from base 237 to 1187 and encodes 316 amino acids. The record is from RefSeq and is a predicted model, not a curated record. NCBI's taxonomy places the organism in Eukaryota, Metazoa, Mollusca, Bivalvia, Ostreida, Ostreidae.